Guyanagaster necrorhizus is the source of this 421-nucleotide messenger RNA. NCBI's taxonomy places the organism in Eukaryota, Fungi, Basidiomycota, Agaricomycetes, Agaricales, Physalacriaceae. The record is from the annotation of a RefSeq genome assembly.
ACGACUUCCAUUAUGAAUGGCCUAUUCCCAAACCAGACACCAUCUUGCUUGCUAUCGAAGGUUCUUCUGAGCGAUUCAAAAUUAAAGGGGCAGAUGCAGAUGCGGAAUGGGCCAGUCUCGUCCCGGACGACGGGCUUCUUUAUCUAGGUGACCGACAGCGUCCUUUUACGCUGGGAAUGUUCCACCAGCUGCAAUGCCUCAACAUUCUUCCCAAAAGCAUUAUCACUCAUAUCCCCUUUCCGACAGUGAACUUGUCGCCCACUGUCUGGAUUACUUACGACAAAUGGUAACCUGCCAUUCUAACACCUCGCUUGAGCCAGCGACGGGUCGUAAUGUGGAAGUCCAUCCGGACGCUUAUGUAUGUAAUGACUGGAAGGUUGUUUAUCGAGAGGCAGAGCAUAACCAGCGCGACUUUGAAGAG